Molecule: messenger RNA, 7052 nt
Organism: Onychostoma macrolepis
Lineage: Eukaryota; Metazoa; Chordata; Actinopteri; Cypriniformes; Cyprinidae
Gene: kif26ab
Product: kinesin family member 26Ab
Exons: 16
Coding region: 153-6428 (2091 amino acids)
Biological process (GO): microtubule-based movement
Molecular function (GO): microtubule motor activity; microtubule binding; ATP binding
Source: RefSeq, a predicted model, not a curated record
AAGCAAAGCGAAACUUCACGGGAAUUGAAUUGUGCUUUUUCCUUUGCGCUCCCACUGACUAUCCAUGAACUGUGUUCCUAGUUAAUGAGUGUAGACAAACAGAGACGCAAUAAAGUGCACUAGAUGUCCGCGUUUUGAUCAUUUAUACCGAGAUGAUGGAUUUAACACAGGGGAAUGCGCAAGGAGCGUUCCAGAUCAGCCGGUCAACUGUGGAAGGCUGUUCGAGCGGAGAGUCUCCUCUCUCACUAGAGCUAAACCCGAGAAAGAGACUGUCAGCGGAGGAGGAAAGGUGUGCCAGCAGACCCCCACCUGAAGGUGCAGGAGCCGUGAGCCUCUCUGAAUCCAACAGGGAAGAGACUAAGCCAGAUCUGUGCAAGCAAUGUCAGACGACUAUAGCUGAACUGAGGAGACAAGCCCUCGCUCUGUCCGACCCUGCUUCCUUUAAGGACCCUGGAUUUGCUUCCUUUAUCAUUGACCAGCUGCAAGUGCCUGCUUGGUCGCUGAAAGGCGGACAUGAAGGAACAAGGUGUCAGGUGUGUGGCACACCUCCGCAGCAGCUAAAACAGCAGGCACUGCAGACUCUCCAAGAACUGUACCCUGCUUCCGACAUGCCAUGCCUGCCUCCCAACACCUACCCUGGGCAUCCCACCAGGCUGACAACACACAGCGUGGUCACUCUUUCCUCCAGACCUACCAGAUCGAGGAUACCUCACCCAGCGCACAGCGUCCUGCCUGUGGGGGAGCGGCAGCGUGAGCUGGGCUGGUCUCAGAGCCCGUCUUCCAGCGCUGGGGCAAUGAAACCCAGUGUGCAGGUGACCAUGGGAGGAAGACCUCUGACAGGGACCAUCAGCUCAGUCACCAUUCAGGCUCAGCAAUACUUGGAGGGCAUGUGGAGCAUCUCACGCGUCAAUAACUUCCUGCCUCAGCCAAACCCGACACAAGGCCUCAUAGGUCAAGCAGAGCAGAGCGAAUGCCAUUCAGACACCACCAUCUCCAGAGUGUCCCUGACUCCUUCCAGACAGAGAAGUCCGGUUCAGUUUGGCCAGGCUGUGCCUGCUUCCUCUGACCAUCCCACUUCAGCUGCAGCAUCCUUUUUUAUCAGGGCUGCUCAGAAGCUGAAUCUGUCAUCCAAACGGAAGAAGCAGCAGCCGCCACUGGUAUACCCCCAGGAGCCCUCCAUCUACCCCACUAACUUUAGUGCUGUCCUUCAGUUUUCACCUCCACCUGCUCCACCAUGUCUGCUCAGGGCGGGGUCAAAGGCCAAGGAGAACCCUGGCAUGGGCAAGGUCAAAGUGAUGAUGCGGAUCUGUCCAUCACUGGGGAUUGUGGAUUCAUCCGAGUCCCUGUCCUUCCUGAAGGUGGACACUCGUAAGAAACAACUGACCCUCUACGAUCCCUCACUCAACACACAGCCCACCUCAGUGCAUAGACGAGCAGUGCUGCCCGCCCCAAAGAUGUUUGCCUUUGACGCUGUUUUUUCCCAAGAUGCCUCUCAAGCUGAAGUUUGCUCAGGGACAGUGGCUGAAGUUAUUCAAUCAGUGGUUAAUGGAGCCGAUGGGUGCAUUUUCUGCUUUGGUCAUGUCAAAGUUGUGAAUGCAAAAAUGCUGUGCGACGCAAUGCAGUCGCAGCCAGUCGUAUUUAUUGGCUGUAUGAAGCUUGAUUUUGGACUGAUGGGAUUUGUGGGUAGGGCCAAUCAGCAUGAUGCAGCAGAUAUGGAGUCCAAGCUGUUGACAAAAUGCUUCGUGUCAUUCACAAUUGGCGUAAGAAGGAUGUCUUUCGAUUCGUUCUCCCAUUGCCGGCUCCGUUUUACCACGUCCCCUUGCCAAAGCAUCUGUAAGGGCAAGACAUACACCAUGAUUGGCACGGACAGCUCCACACAGAGCCUUGGCAUUGCGCCCUGUGCCAUCUCCUGGCUGUUCAAGCUCAUCAACGAGCGCAAGGAGAAGACUGGCACGCGCUUCUCGGUACGGGUGUCAGCCGUGGAAAUCUACGGCAAGGAUGAGAGCCUGCAGGACCUGCUCUCUGAUGUGCCCACAGGAAGUCUGCAGGACGGCCAGUCGCCUGGUGUUUACCUGCGUGAGGACCCCAUCUGCGGCACGCAACUCCAGAACCAGAGCGAAUUAAGGGCUCCCACUGCAGAGAAGGCCGCCCUGUUUCUUGAUGCCGCCAUCGCAGCACGUAGCACCAACCGGCCAGAUGCAGAUGAGGAAGACCGCCGCAACUCCCACAUGCUGUUCACCUUACACAUCUACCAGUACCGCAUGGAGAAGAGCGGCAAGGGUGGAAUGUCUGGUGGUAGGAGCAGAUUGCAUCUGAUUGACUUGGGAAGCUGUGAGAAGGUGCUUUGUAAGAGCAGGGAUGCAGGAGGAGGUCUGUGUCUGUCUCUGACUGCAUUAGGAAACGUGAUACUGGCUUUGGCCAAUGGAGCUAAACAUGUUCCAUACAGGGAUAGCAAGCUCACCAUGUUACUGCGAGAUUCCUUGGGGAAUAUCAACUGUAGGACAACCAUGAUUGCCCACAUCUCUGACUCCCCUGCCAAUUAUGCAGAGUCUCUUACCACCAUUCAGCUGGCCUCCCGAAUCCAUCGUAUGAGGAAAAAGAAAUCAAAGUAUGCAUCCAGUUCCUCUGGAGGAGAGAGUUCCUGUGAUGAAGGAAGGAUCCGUCGACCGCCACAUUUGCGGCCCUUCCAUCCUCGCACUGUAGCCCUUGACCCAGAUCUACCAUCAUUCCUCAGUGAUCCUGACUACUCUUCAAGUAGUGAGCAAUCAUGUGACACUGUAAUUUAUGUUGGCCCUGGUGGUGCUGCCAUCUCUGAUCGAGAGCUCAGUGACAACGAAGGACCCCCAGCCUUUGUUCCCAUCAUCCCCUCUCUUAACCGUAAGCAACGAGGGAAAGAUGGGCCAGUUGACCAUGAUCACUUCAAAUGUAACACCUUUGCUGAGCUUCAGGAGCGAUUAGAAUGUAUUGAUGGUAGUGAGGAACCUACAACCUUUGUUGGAGAAUCUGGAGGGAAUUCUGCAAGCCCUAAAAUGGACCAUGAUGCAAACAAGUUGAAAGAAGGCUCUGGCUGCAUUUCAGUUUCUCCCAAGACUCCUACCAAAGCGCUCUUAUCAACACAGGACAGCAUAUCCAAAAAGUCAAUUUCUGUAGCCAGUAAACUGCCUGGCAGUCCAAAACACAAAUCCAAAUUAGAACAUUCCAAGUUGCAAAGUGCCACAUCGGACAAAGAUCUCAGAGACAUGUCUGAGAGUAGGACAAGUGCAGAUGGUGAAAAGGUGCAAAUGUCAGAUAAUGGAACACUCCUAUGCACUCCAGGUAAACAAAGUAAACCAACAGUAUCCCAAAACUCAGAGCCUGUGGUUAGGGAAAAGGUUUUUUUCAGUAAAAAGUUACCCAAGCCUGCUCCCCCACCUCCACAACAAAAAGACUAUGUCAGGGUCAGUAGUGAAAGUGAAGAAAAGUCUGCCACAAGGAUACCACCGAUUGGGAUGAGUCAUCAAAAAAGAGGUGAUUUAAAUGAGAACUCACCUUUAAAAGUCCAUCAUCUUAAUCCCAGGACUUCAGGGGAAAUGAGGUCCAAUCUUAGGGAAAGGUGCAUGGAGAAGGACAUAUUAAGGACAACUGUAACCCUUAAACAGCCAGUGGAGCUAAAUGGUGAGGAUGAACUAGUAUUCACUCUUGUGGAAGAGUUAUCAAUUGGCAACAUUGUGGACAAUGGAAGGCCCUCCAGUAUUGUGAGUUUCAAUAGUGAUUGCUCACUACAGGCCCUUGCCUCGGGAUCACGACCAGUAAGCAUCAUUAGCAGUAUCAAUGAUGAAUUUGAUGCCUAUACAUGCAGUAUUGGUGCCUCAGAGGCAAACAUUAAAAUGGUGGCACCAUUACAGGAGAAAGCAUAUACUUCACUUGGCAGCCGUGGUUCUUCUAUCACUUCAUGGCUUAGUGAAGUAAGUGUCUGUACUCUGGAGAGUGAAGGUGCCCAAACAGUAGAUGUCUUUCUCCCUCAAGGUACUCAUACUGGCCCAGACAGCAGCUUCUACCUUGAUUCUCUUAGGAUGUUCCAAAGCAGCCCUCAAAAGGAACCUAAAAACUCCUUGAAUGAUAGUGGCUGUAGCUUCUCAGAUUUGGACAGUGACAGUGCUAUAUCAGGCAAACUCUCUCUUAGCAAGUGCCCAUCCUCUCCAGAGGCCCCACAGCAGUCUGCCAAAAGCUUACCAAAACUGGCAAAGGCAAAUACCAUUCAUUUAUCCGAUCCCAAGUGUUUUCAAGAUUCUCAAGUUUUCCAGUGUAGUCUUUCCAGGAAAUUAAAACCUACCUCAUCUACGGCCCAGAGUAGCAGUAUCAGUGGAAGCAGCUCAAGUAGCAGCUGGAGACGUGAGCCACCAAGGCAAGACUGCAUACCAGAUCCAUGGCACCAAGUAGAUAGCUCAUUGGAGUCUUCUAUAACCUCUAAUUCAGGUUCGUCCAGACUGGUUAAAAAUGGAAUGAGUGGAAUUCCUGCAAGAAAAGCAGGCACAAGUAGCAACAGUGUACCUCGAUUGCCCAAAACACUAGCGUCAAACCCAUUCCAAAGGGUGGUGGACGGAUGUGAAAAAUCCAGCAACAACAGGAAGAUGGAGUCCCUGAGCAAGAUGCCACAGCUCAGACGAGGCGCAACAACACUCGGGACAGUUCCAGUCAUACAUUCAUCCAUUGAUGUCAAGCUUGCUCAAGAUAUUGGUUCCUCAGGAGGAAGUUUAAAGUUCUCCUCUUUAGGAAAAAGUGGAAAAGCAAGCAAGCAGGAGGAGAGUAUGUCAAAACCUGGAAAUGUAUCACCACCUCCUCCUCCAGUUCGCAAAUCUAGUUUAGAUCAAAAGAAUCGAAUCCUGUUUCCCUCAAGUGCCUUAAAGUCUGCUUAUGAGGCAGGAAAGUCUUUAGCACCAAGGGCUACAGGUUUAGAAGAUGAUAUUGAUCCUAGUUUAAGAACAUCUAACUUAAAGUCAGAGCAUAGUUUGAUAAAAGCAACAUCUAGUCUCAAAGCUAGAGGAGCUAGAGGUGAUACAGGGCAGCUUUAUGGGAGCCAGGUAUCUCUAGACAGAUGUGACAGUUUGUCAUCUUUGGGGUCGAAACCUGCUCUUAGUCGAGAAAACAGUGGUGCUAGUCUCAACAGCAAGUCAAGCAAGUCUGUCGGUAGGUUUGGAUCACCUGUUGCCACCUCUUCCCCAAUUGCUACCUCUCCACCUUCUUUUAUAAACCCAGUAACCACUGUAAAAAAUGGGAUUGUCAAAGGUAGCCUUAACACAAGACAAAUACCUGUUAAUGCAAACAAAGCUCGUACAUUAUCUGCAAGCAACUCCAAAGCCCUGAGCUCAUCCACUAAGUCUCUUGUGGCACCUGCAACAAGGAAUGCCAACCUUCCACCUUCAGGAAAGACUGCAUUACCUCGAGCAACAGUAGGAGGCAAUGGUAAAUCCCCAAGAGGAACAAUAAUGGGUACCAAGCAAGCAAUGCGGGCAGCAAACAGUCGCGUUAGUGAGUUGGCCUUGGCCAAUCCUUCUGGGAAACAUGCAAAGGGCUCAGGUGAUUCAGACAGUGGCAAUGACAGUGGAGUGAACCUCAAUGAUGACAAGCAUACCCCGAUCCCCAUUCUCCCAUCUCCAUAUAGUAAGAUCACAGCCCCCAGAAGACCUCAACGCUACAGCAGUGGCCAUGGAAGUGAUAACAGUAGUGUCUUAAGUGGAGAGUUGCCUCCUGCCAUGGGACGAACUGCACUCUUCUACCACAGUGGAGGGAGCAGUGGAUAUGAGAGCAUGAUCCGUGACAGUGAAGCUACUGGUAGUGCUUCUUCAGCCCAUGACUCCAUGAGUGAGAGUGGGAUGUCCUCCUCUGGCCGCACAAGGAGCUCCAAAGCACCCAAGAAGAGGUCAAAUGGUCUCCAGAGGAGGCGUCUCAUCCCAGCUCCCUUACCGGACACCUCCUCCCUAGGGAAGUCUGGGACCACGGGUCAGUGGGUUGACCUUCCCCCUAUAUCCGGGCCACUAAAAGAACCUUUUGAGAUCAAAGUGUAUGAAAUUGAUGACGUGGAGAGGCUUCAGCGGCGAAGACAAGAAAAGACAGAUGAGGGCCUGAUGUAUUUUAACACUAAAUUAAAGGUUCUUGAGAAACGGCAGCAGCAAAUCAGAGAUCUCAGAGCUAAGCAUAAGACUCUGAAAGAAGAGCUGGAGGACACAAAGUCUAGAUUAAUGAUGGAUCCCAGCAAGUGGAUUGGAGAGUUUGAGGUGGAUGAAGAUUUGGAUCAGGAGUCGCAAGAGUACUUGGAAGCAUUGGAGCAGGCUACGGCUGAACUGGAAUACUGCGUCAACCUAUGCAAGUCCCGCGUCAUGAUGGUGACCUGCUUCGACAUCCGAGUCGCAUCUGACGUGCAGGAAGGACCGCGAGAGGUGGAGGUUUAAGAACAGAAUGUGGUGAUCGAUGGACAGUGACAAAGAAAUUGAGGAAGACAGGACCCUGGAUGUCUGAAAGGAAGGAUAAUGAAAUGUAGCAGCCGGUCCGGCGAUUCCGAGGAAACACGAAUGGAUCAAAGAAUGAUCUUUAUAAUAGGAUGGCACACUGAAUUCUGCAUUAAGUAGGAAUUUAUCUUCUGGAGAAGAGAAAACUGUUCUGGUUAUAUGCAGUGCCUCAUAACAAACAUGGAAUAGACUUACUCAAAUGGAAAGCCAACAAGCUUUGAUGUGUUUGACGCAUUUCCUUACACAAGGAAAGAGAAGAAUCAUUCUCACUUACCGAAGAGUUAUUCAACCACACCACAAAGUGCCUUUUUCAUAUGACUGUUUUGUACAUUUGUUGUCAAUCAUUAUUUUUUCUACUGGUGCUAGUGCUAUGACCAGCAUACCCAAGCCGAACCAUAUUUUUUUGUUAUUUUAUUGCAUUGUAUAGUGUAUUUAUAUGAUCAUAUAGUGUGUGAAAUAUCAUUUUGGGUGCGAAAGGAGAGCAAUAAGCUGACUUUCCGUGCUUUGCCUUUGCCUCCUGAACUAUCACCUCUGUCAGCAUAUUGAUAUUAAACCUUUUGAGCCUUA